Molecule: messenger RNA, 7591 nt
Organism: Exaiptasia diaphana
Lineage: Eukaryota; Metazoa; Cnidaria; Anthozoa; Actiniaria; Aiptasiidae
Exons: 3
Coding region: 209-5032 (1607 amino acids)
Source: RefSeq, a predicted model, not a curated record
GGUUGUGUCACGAGUUCCCAGCACAUUACCUCGAUCAAAACAACAACAAACCAUUUCGAACGACUCAUCAUUCGAAGGUUGCAGCGGAGUCAAGUUCAGUUCAAAGUUUGUUCUAUAUAUAUAUUUUUUUCUAGUCGAUUCUUUAGCCUCUUUAAAGCAAUUUUUAAGAUUCGUUWGUGCUCAUAAUGUAAAGAGCGCCUAAGAAAUUAUGGCCGCGAAGAACGCAAAGCCAGCGAAUUCGUCAGAUUCRGAAAACGAGUGGACUUUCAUUGACACCUACGACGGAACAAUCGAGACAAGAAAAAAUUGUGUUACUUAUCGAAAGCCCACAUAUUCUGAAGCUCUGAAGGGAGUGAGUGAAGAAGAGCUAGCUGAAGUGGAAAGCGAACCAGAGUUUGAAGUCCUUGCAAGCUUUCAGUUCAGGUCCAAAGGAGAGUCAUUUGGCAUUGGAAGCUCAGCRCCGAAAAAUACCAGAAGCCCAAAUGUACRAAGAAAAGCUGAAAGCGAUGAYGUGAUAGGUGAUGAGRGCGGAAAAUGUCCAGAAGAUGACAUYUUGCUCAUAUCAAAACAYGAUGACCCAGUUUCUUGUGAAAGUGAUGAUGAUGAUGUUGAUGUUGAUGACAUCAAAAGCAAUGGAACAGAUGAUGCCAUUGUUGUUGUUGAUGAAGGCUUUUCAUUUGACACCAUAGAUGAUGAUGAUGAUAUGAUUGACUUGGGAGAAUCUAAAUCUACAAAUGAUUGUAUAACAGCUGAUGGUGAUAAUGAAACACAAAGGACAUCUUUUAUCAACACUAGUCUUAACAACAUUUGUAUUUAUGAUGAUGASGAUGAGGAUGAUGAACCUAAUGAUGUCAGCGCCCCWGUAKUGAAACCAGAAUGUAGCUCGCCUGUCAACAAAUGGCUUCUCUGUAUYGAUGCCCUUGAAUCAAGCAAAGACCUCGCAUGGGAUAACUUAACCUUCAACUUAAUGAACACAAUGCCAUUAAUGAUGGCCAGUACAACUGCUGUAGACAAUGUAUUAAGUGCUGUCAGUCACAACCAGGACAGUGAUCAUUCUGACAGUAGUUUUGAACCAAUCAGCAAAAGUGACACUAGCAGYAAUUCAUCUUAUGACAACCUUGAUGAYUUAUCRGAUGAUGGUGAUGACUCAGAUAACACACUUUUGAUUCCAAAAUGGUUUUUCAACCCUAACCACAAAAUACUCCCUAAAGACGAUCCCAGUGAUGACAACAGUUUUGAGUUGGUGGAUGGAAAGACAUUUGAAUCAACCAUUCCAGGCUGGCUUUAUAAUGAAAGUCAUGAAAGCUGUAAAGRCUUGACUUUAAAAGACACCACAAAUGAACUUAUCAUACCAAAAUGGCUUCAUGAACCAAAUCACAAUACUUGUAAARACUUGGMRGACAACUACAAUCCUAUCAUACCAGCAUGGUUCUAUAAUCCAGAUCACACCACGUAUGAUGAAACUAUUSAGCCUGUAUGUAAYRAGGACAGUGAYUCAGACUGGGUGUACACAGAUGAYAGUGACUGUGAUGAAGAMGAUGAUGAUGAUUCCACUAUUGCAAUCCCAGACUGGCUGUUCAGUGAAAGGAAGAGCUUAAAGCACCACCAGGAAGACGAUAGUUUGUUGUUCUCCCAACUGUUUGUGGAUGUCCCAACUUUCAUUAUCCUGCUUUUCUUGACUACUGCCCUUGGAUUUAGCAUUGGACAUGGUUUGACUGUCUACUUCGGUGCUCAGUCUCUGAAUCGAAACACCAAAUUACAAGCACCCACAACUCAAUCCAACGUAUUCCCAAAUGAUCUCGACCACAGAAUGCUUACUGCAGAGGAAAUAGCAAAAGUUGACUUACUGAAACUUGAAGAUGAGAUCUAUAGACAAAAAGAAGGCGAGUUGCUUUCAUCUCAUCUUAGACACGACCUUAAUAACAUACACAAAAGUCUUAAAGAAAAGCAUAAUCGCCUGCUAAGAAAUUAUAAGUCGGCUGARGRUCGGCUUCAUAUAAGCAAGAGUAUGUCCUGGUUUUGGCGUUUAAAAUAUGACCAAGAGAAACGACGCAAUGAGAACUCAAGCUCGGUUGUGUAUCUUCAAAMGCAGCUGCAAAGAAUAGGUGCUUUAUACGAGAAAGAGAAAAAAGUCGCCAAUAAAUGGCGGCGAUACAAGAACACUCGUUUCCCAAUAAAGAAGAYAAAUAGUUCCCUUGAACGUAAUACAUCAAAGGAAAAUAUCUACAAUGCCAAAGCGUCUCUAGCCAGCAAAUACUGGGUUCAAGCAAUCUUAUCAUCACAAUCAAUUGAUUGGGAAGGUUUCAAGAAAAGAUGGACACAGGACCUGAAGAAACUCAAAAGUGAAGUUUGUUCCUCAAGUUCAAGUCUCUCUCUAAAGGGCAAGGCUUCUAAAAGGAAUCCAUUKKCAGUCAAUAAAACUAAACAAUUUUGUAAGAAAGGAACUGAUUUGGAUAAACYGCAUAAUUUAGCAGACAAAAAGGGUUCGGAUUUCAUAAAAACCAGCAAUAUAGGAUUUCAAAACACACUGCAUCAGAAAGUCUUUGGUCCGCCUGUGCUUUCACCAGUAGGACCUCCGAUGGGACCUCCAAGAAUGAAGAGGCGUGGACUAAAGCUUGGCCCUAUAAGCAUUGACAAGAUGUCAAAGAAAGGAGAAACUGCUCGUCGUCAAAGGAAUGAAAGACUUAAGAAAAAAGAAGCUCAGAGGAAAGCACUUGAAAUCAAACUCCAAGUCAAAGAGCUAAAAAACGUCAUAGCGGAACUUCGAAGAGAAAGACGUAAAGCAGAAAGAGAAAAGUUUCAACUAGAGGCGAGUUGGCGUAAGCUUAAAAAACAACGUGAACAAUUCAAAAAAGAACAGAUUCGAAAGAAAAAAAGKGACAAAAAGAAGUUAAAAAAUAUUAAGUCGAAACUUGAAAGGGCGAAAACAAAACUUAAAUCGUGGAAGAACGUUGCCAACGAGUUUAAGAAAAAAGCAGCGAACCUUGAACGUGAUGUACAAAAACUCUCUCGCACAAAGAAAACUCAAAAAGACAUUAAGAACAUUAAGCGUGUCUUAAAACUUGAGAAGAGAAAACUUCGAGAACAGCRUCAAGAUUUGAAAACAUUGAAACGAAGACUUCGUCAAGAACACCGCAAUUACGCGAGAGAAGGAUGGAAACUUGCGCAGAAGCAAAAGAAACUUGAGCAAAUGACAGUGUCGAAAGMAUCUGCAAAGACAACUCGUAAGAAGCAAGAGACGCAAAAGACCAAAACGCCASUGACUCGCCCUAAAGGAGACAAAAGAAAGAAYCGUCGACCCUUUGAAAGCAGGAAGAGUAACAAGAGUAAAAAAUCACGUUGGAAACAAAAGGACACAUUCCUUAAGUACUGGGAAACAUUAGAGAAAACCCUGAAAAACUUCACUCACAGCUUGAAAAAAACAGUCARGGAGAAAUCUGAAGGAAAAAUCAAAAAGGUGUGGAACAGAUUGCAAGAGAAAUUURGAACACUGAUCAACUUUAAUUGGGCAAAACCAAGAGACUCAAAACCACCAUUCAGUACCAAGAAAAAGCACAAGAAGAAGAAACAGAAAACAGAGGCUUCUUUGAUUUAUGAGAAGGUUCUGGCAGAGCAGCGUGAAUUUGAUCGACGAAAGCGAAAGGAGUUGGACGAAUCAAGAAAGCAAAUGAAGUCGAGAAGUCCAACUGUCAUUUCAAAGAACAAAGAAAAGCGAAAGAUGGCUCCUGAAGCAGUUGUAAGAAAGCGYCGAAAAAGGCAACGCAGGAAAUAUCAGCGAGAACUAGAACGACUGCAGCAGUGGGCCCUACAGAUGAACGAGAAACAAAUUGAGCAUGAGCGCAUGUACAACGACAAAAGACGAGCUGAUUGUACCAAUGAACGAUCCAAAACCAAGUCAAAAAAGAAAGCUAUACAAGAUGCAGAAAAUGAUCUGAAGUCCAUUAGAAGUGAUUAUGAGGACUCGAUCGAUGACUCGAGUAACUUGACAAAYACGCUCAUGCUUGUUGUUCAGCCUGAGUUCAAUAAUCACAAGUACGAAACGUUUACCAAACUUGAUGCCGGAACAAAAGAGCAUCCUGCAGAUACUCAAARYAUCAUUCAUGAUAUUACGAUGGCUCAAAUGAAACACGAUAAGAGAAAGCAACAGAGCACUGAGCUAACCAUCCCUUUCGACGAUGAAAGUGCAAUGGUACCUUCUACACAAACACCGUCARCUUUAAAAAAGGAUUACUCGAAUGAUGAGCAGGUCUCCAACAAACCAACUCCACCACUUCUUGAUCCUUCGUUGUAUAACAAGUUUGCCAUGUUAGGCAUUAUAGAUUCACAUAAAGGAGGCUCCAUUGGUCUUCCCAUUCCUCCGACAGUUGACCCUUUGGAAAUCAAAGAUUCUUCAACUAAGCAAGUACGUGAAACACCAAAGACGUGGUAUAAGGAUAAGACACCGGAAUCGUGGAUUCCCCCUCCAGGACCUCUGCAGUCAGACAGUUCGUGGCUUUUCCAAAAARUGRCUACUGCCCCAGAAAAGCGCCAGGAAGACACAUCUCUGACUAAAAAGAAGGUUGGUCCAUCGGAGUCCAGUUACAGUAAAGACAAGGAUACCUAUGGAAAAGACAAUUGGAUGUUUUUACGAGCCAGUGGUCGUGCGCAUCAGCGGAUACUGUACGAGCCUCUCAACAAGCAAAGUGCAAAAGACCGAUCCAAAAGGAAAUCAAAGAAAACAUACUUUUACCGAUAUGGACAUAAAGGCAAAAACAAGGACGGAUCGUGGGUUUUUGAUCGAGCCAGUGAUCGUGAMGUGCAGCGGUUAAACAARGAACCAUGGUAUAUGCGUCGUGCUGAGGGAAGAGAAGGUGACCGAGAWGAGGAAAAGARUACUUGGUUCAUUGAACGUGGUUUUGAGCGAGAAGUACAGCGCAGUGAAGAAGAACCACAUGRUUAURAUGAUGAUUACGACGAUGAUGAUGAUGACGAUGACUACUAUUAUGAUGAUGAUUUUGGACAUGAUGUUUAUGAUGACAUAUCUGCAGCCUGAUUGUUCUGAUAGUUUAUAAGUGUGCCCAGUGUCAGGUAACUGUGUUGUGUUCUGAUAAAUAUUUCGUGGGUUAAAAACACUAUAACCUCGACCUCAAGAGCAAUGUACCAUUUUGGGUAAGGGAGCAAACAAAUACCUACGAAUUGUUUGUCCCCUAUACCCAACGUGGCAUUCGAAGUGUGUAGUUCAAAAACACUAUUCUUAAUGCGAUUACAGUAACUACAAUAAGUGAUGUUCUGACAAACUGCAGAAUAAUCCAACGUAAUGACAAGGAGGCAAUGAGUGAUAGUUUAUCAAAGAAAUUAUAAGCAUCUUUGAAAGACAGCCUUUUCUGUUGUCAUGACAAAURACAACGUGUUAUUCUGCAGUUUACCAUUGGUAUAGUAGAAAGCCCAUUAACUUGAUUUAAUUUAUUUGGGUUGGGUUGGGUUAGAAAGACGAACUGUUUUGGGUAGACCUCUUUAWUCGAAAGCUUACUUUUUUGAUCGAAAACAAGUAUGAUUUCGAUACUAUAAGUGAAAAUGAUCAGAAUAUGCGUUGUAUUACAAAGUCGAAGCAACUAUUUAUGAAGACAGUAAUCUGUAAGACCCAAUGACCUCUACCAAUAGCGAUAUGUUGAUAUUAAAAACGAACGUAUAUGUACUGUAAGAUCUAAUAAAUUAAUKAAGUAACUAUAGACACCUCCAAAUAACAUCGUUAUGUAUCAGGAUAAUCUUACACUAUAUGGACACCUCCAUAGUACCAAGCCAAGCUCUCGAUGACAAAUAUUGUUAACCUUAAUGUAAACCUCUAUUAUAUCGUCCACUCAAUGGCGAACCAGUCUAACCCUACCUAAUAUUGACAUUUCCAUUGUGUGACCCAUUCAUUGUCGUGUCGGGAAAAUGUUACYUUAUGUGGACAAGUCCCAGAGUCCUCCUCUUCACUCGAUGGUCUACCACUCAGGCUAAAAUUGUAGCUCAAUACCAGUCACUCGAUGAUGUGUCAAACUAGUCUAAUAUGAAUGUUCCAURAUACUACCCAMUUGGCGGURUACCAGGMCAAUCUUCCCAUAUUUGGAURUUUCAAUWGUAGUAUCCAUUCCAUGACGUAYCGAAGCUAACCUUACCUCAUGUGGACAAUYCCACUACUGCCCACUCAAUGGUUUACCACGUCAAUAUAYAUCUUAUAUUUACAACCAAGAAGUACCACCUCGAUGGUGUGCUAGCUUUACCUUACCUGGACAACCCCAGUGGAAGUCAGGUCGAAUUUCUUGGAUAUUUCCAUAAAGAUAUCCAGUCGAUGUUGUAGCAAGCUAGGCUGCCUUACCGUAUAUAGGUAACUUCUCAGUGACAUCUACCCGAUGGUGUACCAACCAACCUUAUCUUUUGGAAAUAUAGGACCACUUACUCGAAGAUGUACUUGGAAAACCUUACUUAAUUGGAACACUGACAUAGUGAUACCCACUAAAUGGYGAACAAUCCCAAUCCCACUACCUUUCAUAGGUGAUGAGGKUGAUUCCACAGUAUCGUGUACUCGAUGGCAUAGUAGGCCAACCUUACCUUAUGGAACUACAGAAUCACCCACCACAUAAUGUACUAAGAAAACCUUAAUUUAAUUGAACAUUGCCAUAUCUUUCAUACCUUUCAUGGAUGGUUCCACAGWACCAUCUACUCGACGGUAUUUCAGGCCAAUAACCUUAUUGAACUAUAGGACCACUCACUCGAUGAUGUACUUGGAAAAGCUUACCUCAUAUGAGCCUGUCCAUAAUGCUACUSACUCAAUKGUAUACMAGCCCAACCUYAACUUACAUUGGUGCCUACACAGUACCAUCUACUCGAUGCUAUACCAGGCCAACCUUUCCUUACAUGGAUGGGCUAACAGUACCCUCUAAUCAAUGGUAUGCCACGCCAACCUUACCUAAUGAAACUAUUGAUGUACUUGGAAAUACUUACCAUGUAUGGACAGCUCUAUAUAGUAUUUAAUGGUGUAGGAAGCUAACCUUGAGUUAUAUGGAGAUUCCUAURGUACUCCCCACUCGAUGGUUUAAUAGACUAACCUUACUUAAUACCUCUAUAGUACCACCCACUUGACCCAGCACAUCGGAAAACCCUACUAACAAUGGACUCCUCUAAGUAAUGCUAACCCGAUCGUUUCACAUACUAACAGUUGAAUACGCUUUAAUGUUUACUUCCUGUUAUCAUUGUAUUCUGAUAAUAUUUUCUUAUUAAUCGAACUACCUUUGUUUUGAGAUUUUKCUGAACUCGAUCAUUGCAGUGAACGAGUUUAACAUUUUGUGGAUAAGUGUAUGUAUUCUUGCACUUUCCGUAACACUUUAAAGAAAUCAUAGGGUCUAUAUUAUUUGGUCUUAUACCUAAUAACUUGAAGCAAGGAUUUAAAAGAUAAAAACAGAAUGCGGCACAAAUUUGCACYCUAUAAUUUCAUUCCAACAAUUUGGUAAAAUUUGAUACGACAAUUUAAAUCUAGCGGUCACCAUUAUAAGGGUCUUAUAAAACACAAAAUAUUUUUCACUUUAACCAAAUUUUUAGACUUUUUUGCAGUUUUACGUCUUCAAAAAAUCAA